Messenger RNA from Lymnaea stagnalis (great pond snail), 497 nucleotides. NCBI's taxonomy places the organism in Eukaryota, Metazoa, Mollusca, Gastropoda, Lymnaeidae. The record is from the annotation of a GenBank genome assembly.
GUUGCAUCUCUUAUAUUUGUAUUUACAACUUUCAGCAGUUUCAGUUUGAUUCGCUUUGUCAGAGACCUGUGUCAUGGUAGCAGUGGUGAGAAACUCCUGGCUGAAAGAAUCCUUAUCUUAACCCUGGUGACUCUUCUUAACAUCCCAAACCACUAUGUGGAUAAAAAAUUUGAAGUUUCUAUCAGGAAAGAACUAUUCCAGGUAUGAGUUUAUGAUAAAUAAUUAUAAAUUGUUCUUAUGUGCCUUAAAUUUUUACUUAGAUUCUUAAGUUAAAAAAUCAUUUAUGAUCACAAAAAUUUUCCCUUUGUUGAUUUCAGUUGGAUAAAGCUGUACCUAAACGUCUAGAAAGUCUCAUACAUGUUGCCAAGAAAGGUAAAAGGUACCCUGAUGUAGCCAGUUGUCUGGCUAAAUACUUCAGUCUUAAGCAGCACAAUGAACUCGUGUAUUGUACGUGGCACAACAAUUCAAACAACCCACUGGGGUUAAGGCAACUUGAC